Fusarium coffeatum is the source of this 366-nucleotide messenger RNA. RefSeq lists its product as uncharacterized. The transcript is spliced from 2 exons. The coding region runs from base 1 to 366 and encodes 121 amino acids. The record is from RefSeq and is a predicted model, not a curated record. Lineage: Eukaryota; Fungi; Ascomycota; Sordariomycetes; Hypocreales; Nectriaceae.
AUGGGCGCAACAAUGUCGGUCAUCAAGACUCUCGUUGUUCCCGCCGUCAUUUCGUUGCUCCUCUUUAUACUCCUCACAUAUGUUCUCAUUCCCCUAUGGCGUCGAUAUGCUCGCUAUAGUCAAUACCUUCCCCUCGAUACUUUAUCGUCCCAGACGUCUUCUUUGCGCGAGCGCAUAACAGCCCGCAUAGCCGCAUGGCGCUCCAACCGCGGUGUCGCGUUCGCUUCUGAUGAUGGCUUCGACGAUGGGCUGGACGAAGAUGACGGAGAGGAACUUGGAAAUGUCGACGAGGCCACCUGGCGUCAAAUGGAGGCAGAUACCCGUGCGGCCCGACCAGAUAAUGCAAGGCGACUAAGCAGAGAGUAA